Messenger RNA from Macrosiphum euphorbiae (potato aphid), 2175 nucleotides. The record is from the annotation of a GenBank genome assembly. Lineage: Eukaryota; Metazoa; Arthropoda; Insecta; Hemiptera; Aphididae.
AUGUCUAAUUAUAACUAUCGUUGUAUUCGUAAACCUCACGAGCAAUCCAAAACGUCAUUUGGUGUUCCAAAAAUUGAAAGCGAGCGUAAUAAAUGGGAAGAAAGUUUAGGGAUGACAUUAAAAAAAUCUCAUCUAGUUGAAAUGAGUGAAUCUACAAAAAGAUCACUUUUGAGUUAUUUCAAAGUGGAACCUAAAAGAUUGAAAACUUCUGGAGAUGAAGAUGAUCCUCAAGAAAUACCUGAAAACCCACAACUACAGUAUAAUUCAAAAAACAAUAUUUCCACUUCUAGUUCUAAUUUAGUUUCUAUAAAUGAUACAAUUUUAAAUGAAGUUAGAAUUGAAUGUACAAAUGAAUUAAGUACAGAACAAAUUGUUUGUUCUUAUGAUAUUAGCUUAUAUGUUGGACCAAAAGCCAGGAAGAUUGAUUCAAAGACAAGAUUUGAGUUGUUAAACAAAGAAGAUUGGAAUCCUAAUUUCAGCUAUAGAUUUCCAACUUCUGGGAAAAGAAAUUUAAGAUUUCAAUUUAAUUGGUUAAACAGAUGGAAAUGGCUUGUUUAUUCAAAAAUAGAAGAUGGUGUAUACUGUAAAAUAUGUGUUUUAUUUGGAUACACAGAAGGUGGAAGAGGACAUCAACAACUUGGGAAACUUGUACUUGUAAAGUUUAACAAUUGGAAAAAUUCAUUUGAAAAAUUUAAUUCCCAUGAGCAUUCUGAAUAUCAUAAAACUGCUUUAAUGUGUGCUAAUAAUCUUAUUGCGGUUUUUACUAAUAAAAAACCUGCUGUGGAUGUAAUGAUUGACAACAAUUUAAAGACAACUAUACAAAAUAAUAGAAAUAAGAUCAGACCGAUUAUUGAAACAAUUAUACUGUGUGGUCGCCAAGGAAUUGCUAUCAGAGGCCACAGAGAUUCUGGAACAAUUGAUUUAACUGCUGAACCUACACAAAAUGAGGGAAACUUUCGGGCCUUACUAAGAUAUUUUGAUAAAGAAAAAAAACAAAUUGUGGAAGAAUUCUUAACAUUUACUCAUGUACAUGAUGUUACUGGAAAAGGGUUAGCUAAUAAGAUAAUACAAACCCUUGAAAGUUUAUCGUUAAAUUUAAGUUAUUUAAAGGGACAAGGGUAUGAUGGCGCUGCUUCAAUGAGUGGGAAGUUUAAUGGGGUUCAAGCACACAUAUUUAAAAAAUUCCCACUUGCCCCUUACAUACACUGCAGUUCUCAUAGUUUGAAUUUAGCAAUAUCAUUUGCUUGUAAUGUUAAAGCUAUACGAAACACCAUGGGAACAAUUCAAGAAGUUUGCACAUUUUUUCGAACACCUAAAAGACAACAUACUUUGACUGAAUCUAUCAAAUUAAAACUACCUGAAGUAAAAGCAACUCGACUGAAAAUUCUUUGUACAACUAGAUGGGUUGAACGGCAUGAUUCAGUAAUACUUUUAAUUGAAUUGUUUUCAGCAGUUAUUGAUGCUCUUGAAAAGAUUAGUAUAUGGUUGGACAUAGAAGCAUCAUCUAAAGCAAAUAGACUUUUUGAUGCCAUAACAAAAUCAGAAUUUAUAAUAUCUAUUCAUAUUAUUGGAAAAAUAUUUGCUAUUAGUCUUCCUCUGAGCCGUCAAUUGCAGACAGAGAAUAUUGAUCUUGUUCAAGCUCUCCAAUUCGCAAGUUGUGUUGAGAGUACAAUAAAUUCAUACAGAGAUAACGUAAUUGAAGAGUUUUCAAAAGAAUUUCUAAAAGUAAAUAAUUGGUGUAAGGAAUUAAAUUUAAACAUCAGUUUUGAUUUAACAAGAACACAAAUACAAUCUAACAAGCAAAUGGGUUUAAAUGAAAAAUCUAUUGAAGAAUUUUAUAGAUUGACAGUUUUUAUUCCUUUCUUAGAUAGUUUUUUAACACAGCUUCAUGACAGAUUCUUACAACACAAAAAUUUACUAAAAAACUUUAGUUGUCUUCUACCAGCGAAACUAAGUUCAUCAAUUUUAAAUGAUGGAGAGGAUGAAAUAAUAAACUUAAUUAGGGCAUAUAUGGUUGAUAUUGAAACUACUGAACUUGGAGCUAUAGGAGAAAAUACAACAUCAGAAAAUAGAUUGAAUGGUUUGGCGCUUCUAAAUAUACACCAAGAAAUUAAAGUUACAUCUGAAAAUGUUUUAAACUUAUUAUCAGCUAAUGCCAGAAAAUUAAACUUUUGA